AUGUCGUCUUCUAUCCAAGCUUUGCUACUGGAUAUGGAUGGCGUCUUGGCCGAAGUGUCCCAAUCUUAUCGUCAAGUGAUUAUUAACACUGCCAAAUAUUUUAAUGUCUCGGUCACACAUGAAGAUAUUGACAGACUCAAACUUGCUGGUAAUGCCAAUAAUGACUGGCAAUUGACCCAUCGUCUCAUUCUUAACGGAUGGAGUGAUGCUACUAGUCCCAAGCCAUCACUGGACGCCGUGAUUGCUCAAUUUGAAGCUUUGUAUCAAGGUGUGGGCUCUACCCCGGGACUAUGUGAGCUUGAGACACUGCUUACACCUGUAGGGUUACUACGAGAACUGCAACGUCGACUGCCUAAAGGCAUGGCAAUUGUCACGGGUCGUCCACGCAAAGACUGUGCCAAGUUUUUGAGCAUCCACGGCAUUGAGGACCUCUUUCCGGUACAAAUCUGUAUGGAGGACUGUCCGCCCAAGCCAUCACCUGAGCCUAUUUUACUGGCGCUUAAGACACUGGGAGUUCGUGCAGAGGACGUGGCCAUGGUCGGUGAUACGGUAGACGACAUUGUUGCAGGACGUAAGGCCGGUACCAUUGCGUACGGUGUGUUGACCCCACAAGUUUAUGCCAAGUCGGUGCUGGAGCAGACACCCGCAGCGAUCGGAAAGGUACUGGAACAGGUUGGAGCUUCGGUCGUACUGAACCCUGGACUGGCAGGACUGCUAGACCUCAUUCCAUCGACGACAAGCAAAGUCUCAAUUGCAGCUGAACAAGGAAAGAGUGUCGCCAUACGUGAGGCAAACAUCUCUCGUGUAACAAAGGAGACGUCGAUUAACGUCAAGCUGUUGCUAGACGGCACGGGCAAGUCCAAGGUAAGCUCUGGCAUUGGAUUCCUCGAUCACAUGUUGACAGCAUUGGCCAAGCACAGUCGCUUCGACCUUGAGCUCGAGUGCAAAGGUGAUAUCUGGAUUGACGACCACCACACAACAGAGGACUGCGCAUUGACGCUUGGUGAGGCCUUUGAUGCUGCUCUCGGUGAUCGUGCGGGCAUUGCUCGUUUUGGAUCGGCUUGUGUGCCGCUAGACGAAGCGCUGUCACGCGCCAUCGUAGACAUCUCGAGUCGCGCGCACAGCGAGAUCAACCUGCAGUUGGUGCGUCCAAGUGUCGGCGAGCUGUCGUGUGAAAUGAUCACUCACUUUUUCGAGUCAUUUGCAAGUGCCGCGCGUCUCACGUUGCACGUUGACGUAUUGCGUGGUCGCAACGACCAUCACCGUGCCGAAUCAUCUUUUAAAGCUCUGGCUGUUGCACUGCGCACUGCCGUCAAGUACGACGCCACUGCUGGCGUGCCAAGCACCAAGGGCGUCUUGGCAUAA
This is a messenger RNA of Peronospora farinosa, 1365 nucleotides long. The record is from the annotation of a GenBank genome assembly. NCBI's taxonomy places the organism in Eukaryota, Oomycota, Peronosporomycetes, Peronosporales, Peronosporaceae.